GCACCUUAAGCUGUCAGUCUUGAACUCUUUUGUGCAGUUUUCUGCAGACCACACUCUUUUGGUAUCGUUAUCCUCAAGACACUUCAAUUGGGAGACUGCAUCAACGAUGGCCUUCCAAUGGCUUUUGCCGCUCACGCUCGUUUUCCGAGCAGCUCAUGCGCUUCCAUUCUUUACCAACGGGACGAUACCUACUAAUCUGACAACUACAUGCGCAAAUGCACUACUUACAGAUGUCAUACAAUGUCCCCCAACAGCUGCUCGUUUCAUGAACGGCUUUUAUUAUCCGCCAGCGACUUUGGAGAAAGCUUGCACCAGCGCCUGCUCCACGGCGCUGGAACAAUACGAAACUCAGGUUAGGACUGCUUGUGUAGGGCAGACCUGGGCUGGCUAUGACGAUGAGAAUGAUGCCCCUCUCGACAUGAUCCCCAAUCUGAUGCGAUACAAUUGGGAUUUGGCUUGCAUUCAGGACUCCGGGCGAUGGUGCAACGUAGUCGCUGCAGCGGCCGCGGUGCAAGCAGAUCCGGGCCAGAGUCCUGUCGGAUGGGACAGCACACCCCCCACUGAUGUGCAGUUUUCAGGACCCUGUGACUUGUGCUUCAUCAAGAACCUUCAGAAGCAGGCUGGAUCGCCCUAUUACUAUGGACCACAAUUACAGUCAAGCUCAAUCUAUCAAUCCAAGACGUCAAGCUGCGGAGUGGCCGGUUAUCCUUUGACUACUUCGACUUUACCUUGGUCAUUGCCACAAGCUGCAACUCCAACACCUUCAUCGUGUGCUGGUAAAAAGUAUACCGUUGCCUCUGGGGACGACUGCUACAAGGUCUCCAAAACCAAUGGCAUUGGAACGGCGUGGCUACUCUCGGACAACAACCUUGCUGCUUACUGCAGCGAAUUUCCCACGAGUGGUGAACUAUGCAUCCAGAAUACUUGUGAGAUUUAUACAGUAAAUACUACUGAUACUUGUGAGUCCAUGGCGAAGUCUAACAACAUAACAAUUGCACAACUCAAGGCCUGGAACCCAAUCAUCAAUGCUGGAUGUCACAAUCUCUAUAAGAUGAAUGAGACAUCAAUUUGUGUGUCGAAUCCUGGUGAGGCCUACGUGACACCUCCAGCGUCGCCUCCACUCGCCCCGAGCACAGCGACCUCGGCGGCUCCAGUUCCAACGAAUGCCAAAGACGAAUCGAACAGAAAUUGUGGAUCUUGGUACAAUGUAGAGGAAGGCGACUACUGCAAUCUAGUCACGAUGAGAUAUGGACUUUCCUUGGAAGACUUCGUGUUCUUGAAUCCUUCACUUAACUCGAAUUGCACGAACCUGCUAUUAGACAUCAGUUACUGUGUUGCACCUGUUGGUGAUAUCAACGAUUACUCAGGGCGUCCGGGUUAUCAUACACCCGGCGCGACAGGCUUGCCGUUCACUAAAGUCACCUUUGCCCCCGCGAGCACAACCUGGACGCCGCAAAUCACAAGGGUUCCUUUCGCUUCAGGAACACGCGAUGAUUGCUACCGCUACUUUGACGGCUCGCGAAUGCAGACUGAUAUCUCGGGUACAAACUUUCGCCAUCAGUGUGACUUAGCAGCGUCUGUAUAUGAUGUGUCACUCGAAGAAAUACUGCUCUGGAAUCCUGACCUAGGAACCGAUGUUAAUACCACAAGCUGUAGUUUCAAAGAAGGUGUACGUUAUUGCGGUAGGUUUUAUGUUGAUCAGCCACCUACUCCAGUAGAAGGUCCAGAGUUCUCUUUCCCCCUUAGGGAGGGAUACGAUGUCAAUUGUACCGACUUUGCGGACGUUCCCAAAGACUUUACAUGUAGCGAUGUACUCGAUGUUUUCGAACUAACCAUCGCACAAUUCUAUAGAAUGAAUCCAGCCGUAGGCCCGGAUUGUUCAAACCUUUGGACGGAACAGGCUUACUGUAUGGCUUCGCCCAAUACGCCAGCACCCAGUCCGAGCACAAGCAUUCUCUCAGUAGCACCUAGCAGCACCUCCAUGCUAGGUCCUAGUGCACCGACCCAUACCGGACAGCCUGCGAACUGUGUCAAAUGGCACACGGUCGUUGAUGGUGACAACUGUGCCAGCGUUGCCGACGAAUAUUUCAUCACCCUGGAACAAUUCUUUGCCUGGAAUCCGGCUGUCUCUAGCGACUGCACGACAAACUUUUGGAAAGACCAAGCGUACUGUGUGGGGACUUCCGAUUCAAUCAGCAUCAGCCGUUCUGCUCAACCAACGCCAACACCGACAAGUGGCCUCGUGGUUCCGACUCCCAACCAGCCGAAUAAUGUGGUCAGUGAUUGUAACAAGGUCGCACAAGCUUUGGAAGGAGACUAUUGCUAUCUGUUUGCCGAACGCAAUGGAAUCACUACGACGCAACUGUAUGCAUGGAAUCGAGUACUCGAGAACGGCGAUGCUUGUGGUAGCUCAUUUUGGAAGGACUAUUGGACAUUUUUUGGGGUUCUGAAUACCGCCAUGGAGAAGUUACCGCAAGAACUCAUCAACAAAAUUGUUCUGUAUCUAGAACGCUAUCCGAAUCAGCCACAAGUCCCGAUAAUCGAACAGCAGAGUCGAGAACCUUCGAAGCUCCCACCGUAUGCGAUGAUUUCUAGCCACUGGAGAGAGGCUGUCGAAUUUGUUACGUUCCACAGGCUGCUCAUCAAGAGUGAUGAGCUGAGUCAACUUCGAGCCAUCGUGACAGGCAAUCGUCGCAAAUAUCUAACGAAGCUGCGCUUCAUAAUCCUGAUCCCAGAGUACUCAGAAGAACAAUGCGGACGCGUUGAGUCGAAAGAAGAACAGCAGUCCAACAAUGAAUGCUUCACCCAGAUCAUCGUAGAUUUAUUCUCUACUUUGAGGCAGUGGGAGGAUGCAGGUCUACUGUGUGGACUACGAUUGCAACUAGAGCAUGUGCAUUCCCCAAUUGAUCUUCGCGACCGCAACCAAAUCCGACUUGAGAUAGCGCAGGGCAAGCGCGACAGAGACAUCUUCGAAAAACGAUGGGAAGACUCCUAUCUUGAUCUCUCCGAGUCUAACAAGAUACCGACACUUUCGAACCUUACUUAUCUCAACGUCCAAGGCAGCCUCGUCCGGAAACUUGCGCCUGCAGUCGGACCUCGUCUUGCAGCAUUUCUACCUAAUGUGACAAGUCUAUUCUGGAAUUUCGGAGAGGGAGGCGAUCAUCUGAUCAACGUUGAAAACAGGACCACAUUCGCGAAGAUGCUCGAGCAGACGAAGCUUCAGCAGCGCUCUGUGGCCGAGAUCGAUUUCCAUUCAGAGACUCCAUCGGAUCAACGGCUGGCAGUACCUUCACGUAUACCACCAGGCGCACUAUAUGAUCCGUUCAGUGCCUCCCUGCGUGUCUUUUCACAGAAUCUCACAUCCCUUGCCCUAAGAGGCUAUUUCGAUUCAACUCUAUUUUGGCCAUCAAGCCACGAGACAUGCUCCACGCCCACCUGGCCCUUUCUCAAAACACUCAAAGUCUUCUUCAACAUGGCAACUCCAUCUGGUGACUGGUACUUUGACGGAUCGACUGCAUCGUCUGAUGAGCAGUUUCGCGAGCAUGGUAAUCCGAAAACUUUGGAUCCGUUCCUCACUGCGUUCGCGAAGGCUGUGCAGAGAAUGCCUGUCCUCACACAUUUCGUGCUCGAGACUGAGCUUGGCUACGACACAGGCUUUUGGGAUAUAUCCUACCACGCGCCUGGCCAGAGAGCGGAGACGGGAGAUGAGAGCGAAGAUGAUGUCGGGGUUCGGCGGGUGUAUUAUACGGUCGGGGAAUUAUGGAGACCAGAUUAUUUCAUUGCAGAAGCUUUUCGAGGUAUCGGGCGGGAAAUCCAUGGGUCAGAACUGAUUGAGAGAUUUCUCGAGCCCAGGUCUUGGACACUUGACUGUUCUAUGUUUUCAUUUCUAUGCUAACCACUUUGGAUGGUGGUCCUUCCUUAUCUGGUGCAGUCUCGAUGGGACCUCCGUCAAAGACAGAUAUCUGUCCUCCCGAGGCUUGGAUUUUAUUUACACGUCGUCGGACAUUCACAAGCCUUUGCUAUCGUGGUCCUCUAUUUCUUUUUUGAACGCGGUUGUAGUCACCAUAGCCAUGUUUAUGGGAACAGUGAGGCCUUAAACCUUAAGUCUCCAAUAGGUAUCG
Dothidotthia symphoricarpi CBS 119687 is the source of this 4121-nucleotide messenger RNA. Its product is annotated as carbohydrate-binding module family 50 protein. Lineage: Eukaryota; Fungi; Ascomycota; Dothideomycetes; Pleosporales; Dothidotthiaceae. Bases 107 to 3895 code for a protein of 1262 amino acids. The transcript has 9 exons. The record is from RefSeq and is a predicted model, not a curated record.